CCGGAGCAACGUGGCUGCCCUUGCCCACAGUCAAGGCCACGCAGCAGGCAGAGGACCCUGGGCAGCAGCUGGCACUGGAGGCGCUGGAGGAGCUGGACUGGUGUCUGGACCAGCUGGAGACCCUGCAGACGCGGCACUCGGUAGGGGACAUGGCGUCCAACAAGUUUAAGCGGAUGCUGAACCGCGAGUUGACCCACCUGUCAGAAACCAGUCGGUCCGGGAACCAGGUGUCCAAGUACAUUACUCGGACCUUCCUGGACCAGCCCACCGAGGUGGAGCUGCCCAGCGUGGCCCCCGAGGACCCCCCACGGCCCAUGUCCGAAAUCAGUGGCCUGCACGGGCCUCCCGACAGCGACGGCCUCUCCAUGGCCUCCGUCCCACGCUUCGGGGUCCAGACGGACCAGGAGGGACAGCUGGCGAAGGAACUGCAGGACACGAGCAAGUGGGGGAUGGACGUGUUCAAGGUGGCGGAGUUGAGCGGAAACCGACCCCUGACGGCCACCAUGUUUAGCAUCUUUCGGGAGCGGGGCCUCAUGAAGACGUUCCAGAUUCCGGGGGACACGCUGGCCACCUACCUGAUGACGCUGGAAGGUCACUACCGCGGCGACGUGGCCUACCACAACAGCCUGCACGCCGCCGACGUAGCACAGUCCACGCACGUCCUGCUGGCCACGCCGGCCCUGGAGGCCGUGUUCACAGACCUGGAAGUCCUGGCUGCCAUCUUUGCCAGCGCCAUCCACGACGUGGACCACCCUGGGGUCUCUAACCAGUUUCUCAUCAACACCAACUCGGAGCUGGCACUCAUGUACAACGACGUCUCGGUGUUGGAGAACCAUCACCUGGCCGUGGGCUUCAAGCUGCUGCAGGGUGACAACUGCGACAUCUUCCAGAACCUGAGCGCCAAGCAGCGGCUGAGUCUCCGCAGGAUGGUGAUCGACAUGGUGCUGGCCACGGACAUGUCCAAGCACAUGGGCCUCCUCGCCGACCUCAAGACCAUGGUGGAGACUAAGAAGGUGACGAGCCUCGGAGUCCUGCUGCUGGACAACUACUCUGACCGCAUCCAGGUCUUGCAGAACCUGGUGCACUGUGCCGACCUCAGCAACCCCACCAAGCCGCUGCCCCUCUACCGCCAGUGGACCGACCGCAUCAUGGCCGAAUUCUUCCAGCAAGGUGACCGUGAGCGCGAGGCCGGCCUGGACAUCAGCCCCAUGUGUGACAAACACACGGCCUCCGUGGAGAAGUCCCAGGUGGGUUUUAUUGACUACAUUGUCCACCCUCUGUGGGAGACCUGGGCAGACCUGGUCCACCCCGAUGCCCAGGACCUGCUGGACACCCUGGAGGACAACCGAGAGUGGUACCACAGCAAGGUCCCCCGCAGCCCCUCGGACGCCUGCAGCUGUGAGCGGGGUGGCCAGGACAGGUUCCAGUUUUCCCUGACACUGGAGGAGGAGGAGGAGGAGGACAAGGAGGGGUCCCUGGACUCCCACACUUAGCCUGUCCCCUGCCCUCUCCUGGCUUUCCCACGCACGGAGGUGGACACCCACAGGGUCAGGAUCUGAGGAGAGACAGCUACCUGGCUUGGGGUCCACGGUGACCCCAGCCUUGGCUGGGGCUGGGCUGGGGACAGCUUCCCA
Molecule: messenger RNA, 1634 nt
Organism: Castor canadensis (American beaver)
Lineage: Eukaryota; Metazoa; Chordata; Mammalia; Rodentia; Castoridae
Source: RefSeq, a predicted model, not a curated record